UGUGCUAAAAAUAGGUGCCAGUUUCAAAGUUGGUGAGAUCUUCUUUGUCGUCCCCGACGGGCUCGGAAGAUUCACUCUCUGCCUCCUGCUCCCGGAGCCACUUGCAGUCUCCCCCACCCUUCCAAAACUGAUAGCAAAACUCAUCCCUCUGCAACCAGAUGUCUUCGGCAGGUCUGAAACCAGUAAAGAUAAGUGCCUACACUGCAGUCAAAGUGGACCCUGAUGGGGACUACUGUACCCCUGGUGCAUUUGACCUGGAGCGGCUCUUCUGGAAAGGCAGCCCUAAGUACACACACGUCAACGAAGUCUGGCCCGGUCUCUACAUAGGAGAUGAAAAAACAGCCCUUGAUCGUUACAGUCUUGAGAAAGCUGGCUUUACCCACAUCCUCAAUGCUGCCCACGGCCGGUGGAACGUGGACACCGGAUCAGACUACUACAGGGACAUGGCCAUCGAAUAUCAUGGCGUGGAGGCAAAUGAUCUCCCGACCUUCAGUCUCAGCCCGUUCUUUUACCCUGCUGCUGAGUUCAUCCACAAUGCUCUCCAGAAUGAAACAAAUAAGGUUCUAGUCCACUGUGCCAUGGGCCGCAGCCGCUCGGCGUCCUUGGUCUUGGCUUACUUGAUGAUUUACAAGAACAUGACUGUAGUCGAUGCCAUAGAUCAAGUGCUCAAGCAUCGAUGCAUCCUUCCCAACCGCGGCUUCCUGAAACAGCUCCGAGAACUGGAUAUACAGCUGGCCCUGGAGAGGAGGAAUGCCACAAAUGGGGUCGCCUCUAGCAGAGAACAGGCGGCUGGCAUCGAGACAGAGAUCUAACACUUCCUGUCGCCCAGAGAAGAAGUACCAUUUAAAAGAAAAGGAUCAGUGAGCUUGAGACGAUUCAGUCAAGAGAGUCAUUUGUAAAGAGGGUUUUUUGUGGGGGGGGCGGGGCGUGGGGGGGAAGAGUGGGGAAUCAAUAGCACUUCAAAUGCCUUAAGGGUAUUUUCAGCUGGGAAAUACACAAGCGAAGAAAAGAAGGAAAUCCUGCAAAGAAGCCUUGAGGGGGGGACUUGAAAAUGAUGCUCUUCAGACUCUUGCUGGGGAAAGGAGGGGGUGGGUGACGGGGAUUAUAGGAGCUCCUGUAGCCCAAGGCGGAGCGCACAACAUAUGGGAGGGGCUUAGCUGGGGUCCAGGUUGACCCACUGCUGGAAACUGAUUGACUGCUGCCCUUUUGGAGGUGAUGCAGUUGCUCCCAUUGACAGCAGAAAGGUCUCAAGGCGUAAGGAUGUUCGCUUGACAAGGAAGCAGGAUUUCUCUCUCCUGGGCAAGGGGGUGGUAGCCACGAGGGCCACUCACAUUCCCCACGCCCUGAUUUAUUAAAGGCUUUCAACCCUGUUACGGGAUCAUACAAAGAACGAGGCAGCGGGCUCUCUGGGAGAACGGCUCACAAUCUAAGGGCCGCAACGAAGCAGCAGUGGGAAGGGGAGGGGAAGCAGCACUUUCCCAACUCAGUUUCCUGUAACCAGCGACUCUUCCACUUGGCCCUCCGUAAACCUCACCCUGUGAAGGAAGAGUCCGGGGGCAAGUCGAUCACAACCGCGCUGGUGGAGGGGACCUCCCUGGCUCUCCCUCCCUCUGGCGUGCGUGGCUUCAAACAGAAUAGCAACUUUCAACAAAAGCCACAGCCAGUACACUUUCAUUGCAACCGCAAAAGCAGACUUGCACACAGUCCCAACGUCACUUUUCAUGCUCUGUCUGACCCGCAGAGCAUACCUGAACUCAGUGUGCUGGGGGCCAUUAUUUCAGAUACCUCUUGAAGGCACAAGGAGAGCAUCUGGUGCUUUCCCUUGGUAUAUUCUUCGAAAUUCUCUAGUUUUGCUCAAAGUUGUUUGUUUAUUACCUGUCGACUUUCUUUAUAUCUUACUGAGGCUGGUGACAGAUUACAAAAUAUAAAAACAAUACAAUCUGGCCGCAGAAGGCAUCCAAUCACAAUGCAAUAGGACAAGGAUCACGACGUUAGAAAUCAGUGCCAAGGCAAACAACGACAAGACGUGACAGACAAGAAGCAGUGCAGGAAACGGGAUGGCAAAAGCUGAGGUCCCGUUCUCUGCCUCCACCACCCGGCUGGCCUUUGCUGCUUCCGUAACAACGGCCACUGCCUCUCACCAGCAAUUCUGCCGCUCCUCAGUGCGAGGAAGCAGAGGGCCACAGCAGAUCCCACAACUUCUCCAGAAGCAGUAAAGCUGCUUGGCAGGGCGGGCAAAGAGAGGGGGGAGCCCCAGGGAAUCAUAGCGUCGGCUGGAGCUUAUAUGCCAGGUAGUCCAACCUCCUGGUCAGUGCAAGGCAUCCAAAGCAACAGCAUCCCCCAAAAUUGUUGCCCAGCCUCUAUCUGGAGACCUUUGGCAAGGAAGAGCUCAUUGGCCCUAUAGGCAAUCUAUAGAUCUAAUUCUCAAUCUACAGAUCUAAUUCUGGGGAUACUUAAACCUGUGGGUUGGAGCCAUGGAAACAAAAGGGGGUUUUCGCCCCCCCCCAGCAAGCUUCCCCUAGGUCUGCACAAAAAUCAGAAGAGGUGUUUUGUUUUGUUUUUAAGGAGGGGAAUUUAGGAACAAAGGAACACAUCUGCACAAACACCAUCACCUGACCAGCAACAGGGCGGUAAGGAUGUGCUGGGUGGCUCACUGUGCUGUAACGCAGCCCGUCCCCGCCUGUCCUCUGCAGGCUGGCUGACAGGUGCAGAGGAGGAGAGGGCGUCACAAAGGAGAUGGCAGCAUUGUGGGCGGGUGCGGAACAGCAGGACUUGUGGCAGCCCUUCCACUCCAGGUGGAUGGCGGGGGGGAGGGGGAGCAAUGCCCCCCCACCCCCAAGCAGCAGAAAGAGCAGACGAGUGGGCUGGUCUCACGGGAGGUGUGCAGGUGGCCGGGUGAAGGGGAGCUCCUGCUGCCCCCGCCUGCAGAGACCACUGCUGAGGCAGCCAUGCUUGAGGUGGGCCGACGGGUGAGGAGGGGAAGCCCCCACUGCUGGGCCCAGGAAGGGGAGCGACAGGCGAGUGGGGAGGGUGGCCAAACAAAACACCUGCGAUACUCUUAGUGGGUGAAGGGGAGUGGUAGAGGGGUCUUCUCCUAUAACGUACAGUCAUUAAAUCCCACCUUGCCCUCUGGGACUUUUUUUUUU
Gekko japonicus is the source of this 3146-nucleotide messenger RNA. RefSeq names its product dual specificity phosphatase DUPD1. The transcript is spliced from 4 exons. The coding region runs from base 159 to 812 and encodes 217 amino acids. Gene Ontology annotation, molecular function: protein tyrosine/serine/threonine phosphatase activity; MAP kinase phosphatase activity. The record is from RefSeq and is a predicted model, not a curated record. Gene Ontology annotation, cellular component: cytoplasm. Gene Ontology annotation, biological process: negative regulation of MAPK cascade; protein dephosphorylation. NCBI's taxonomy places the organism in Eukaryota, Metazoa, Chordata, Lepidosauria, Squamata, Gekkonidae.